AUGUGGGCCGUGGCCGUGCACAUUGGAGCGGGCCGCCACGCGGCCGACGCAGCCUCGACAGCGCUGGCCGAGGCUAGCAUGCGCGACGCUCUUGAGACUGCGGGGCGUCUCCUUCGUGAUGGUGCGUCGGCGACGACAGCCGCAACCGCCGCAGUCCACGUCCUCGAAGACGCCGCAUGCACCAACGCGGGCAGCAAUGGGCCGUGCGUCAACCUCACCGAGACGGGCGUCGUCGAGACUGACGCUUCGAUCGUCGAUGGCCAUAGCGGAGGCAUUGGCUGUGUCG
This is a messenger RNA of Saprolegnia parasitica CBS 223.65, 286 nucleotides long. RefSeq lists its product as hypothetical. The record is from RefSeq and is a predicted model, not a curated record. Gene Ontology annotation, molecular function: threonine-type endopeptidase activity. Lineage: Eukaryota; Oomycota; Saprolegniomycetes; Saprolegniales; Saprolegniaceae. The transcript has a single exon. The annotation marks the transcript as partial. Gene Ontology annotation, biological process: protein maturation.